AUGUCCCCUCCGACCAUCCUCAUCAUAGGCGCCACGGGCAAGCAAGGCAGCGCCGUGCUCGACGAGCUCUCCACCGCCAUCUCGGCCUCAGCCUCCUCCAACUCCAGCCCGGCCCCCAAGAUCCUAGCCCUCACGCGCUCGGCCUCGUCGCCCGCGGCGCAGGCCCUGACGUCGUCGUACCCAGGUCUGGACCUCGAGCUCGUCGAGGGCAACACCAAGGACCCCGCGCCCAUCUUCGCCGCGCACCCGGACAUUAGUGCUGUUUUUAGCUAUACGACGCCGCCGGACGAGGAGGCGCAGGCGCUCGCACUGAUCGAUUUCUGCGCCAACUCGGCCUGCAGUAGUAGUAAGGGUAGUAAGGUCCGCCACUUCGUCUUCUCGAGCGUCGACCGUGGUGGUGAUGUCGCGUCCUGGGAUACGCCGACGCAGAUCCCGCACUUUCGGUCCAAGCACGUUACCGAGCAGCACCUACGCGCUGCGUGCGAGGCUUCCUCCCCCAGGAAUAAGAUGACGUACACAAUCCUGCGGCCCGUGGCCUUCAUGGACAACCUCAACCCCACCUCGGCCUUCGGCAUAGUGUUCGCCUCCAUCUGGGGUACGAUGCCCUGGGACACCAAACUGCAGCUCGUCAGCGUGCGCGACAUCGGGCGCUUCGCGGCGCGCGCGCUGCUACACCCGGAGAAGUAUGCGGGAAGGGCGGUGGGCAUCGCAGGGGACGAGCUGACGCUGGGGGAGGCGCGGGCGGUGUACCGCAAAGUGGCGGGGACGCAGCUGCCGCAGGCGUGGGGGGUCGUCGGGUGGGGCGUGAGGUGGGCGGUCGCUGAGGUGGGUAAGAUGUUUGAGUGGUUUGAGACGGAUGGGUAUGGGGUUGAUGUUGCGAAGUGCAGGGAGGAGGAGCCGAGGCUGCAGAGUCUGGAGAGGUGGUUGAGGGAGGAUAGUCGGUUUGAGUGUGGCAAGGGGACGGGGACGGGGACGGAGAAGUAG
This is a messenger RNA of Anthostomella pinea, 984 nucleotides long. The record is from the annotation of a GenBank genome assembly. NCBI's taxonomy places the organism in Eukaryota, Fungi, Ascomycota, Sordariomycetes, Xylariales, Xylariaceae.